Molecule: messenger RNA, 4313 nt
Organism: Xyrauchen texanus (razorback sucker)
Lineage: Eukaryota; Metazoa; Chordata; Actinopteri; Cypriniformes; Catostomidae
Product: polypeptide N-acetylgalactosaminyltransferase 1
Exons: 13
Coding region: 422-2095 (557 amino acids)
Cellular component (GO): Golgi apparatus
Source: RefSeq, a predicted model, not a curated record
CGCUCAUCCCGCGAACGAGUGUCCUCGGUCCUUGGCUAAAUUACACCAUAAUUACCAGUGAACAGGCCGGACUGCGCUUACUAAACUAGCGGUUCGCUAUUGCCCUCAGUGCGAGACGGCGGAAUUUAAGAAACGCGUUGCAUUUCGGGCACAAGUCUCUGAUCUAUCAUGUUGAGGAUUAAUUUUUGAGGUACUACGAUCUGAAGAUCAUUUUUUUCAGUGUGUGGUGACGCGCUGGGGCGAACGAUCUUGAACAUUUUCUGUGAUCGUUUCGCUCGCUGUCGGAACGACAGAAGGGAGAAUGCGUGAGUAACGGAUUUCUGCGGUGGGAUCUCAAGCUCCUCACAACGGAGCCCCUGCGCUGUAGGAUACAAGACCCCCUUCCUUCACCCACACUGACCUCAUUUCAACAGGUGUGAAGAUGAGGAAGUUUGCAUACUGUAAGGUGGUUCUGGCCACGUCUCUGGUGUGGGUGAUGCUAGACAUGUUCAUCCUGCUCUACUUCAGCGAGUGCAACAAAUGUGACGAAAAAAAAGAGAGAGGACUGCCGGGAAGAGACCCUGUGGUUCAAAGGCAUCAUGAUGGCCCAGGGGAGAUGGGAAAGCCAGUGGUCAUUUCUAAAGACCACCAGGAGAAGAUGAAGGAAAUGUUUAAGAUAAACCAGUUUAACCUGAUGGCCAGUGAGAUGAUCGCUCUCAACCGAUCUUUACCGGAUGUCCGGCUUGAGGGGUGUAAGACGAAGUUGUAUCCGGAUGAUCUCCCACGCACCAGUGUAGUCAUUGUAUUCCAUAACGAAGCAUGGACCACCCUGCUCCGAACAGUCCACAGCGUCAUAGACCGGUCACCAAGACAUCUGUUGGAGGAAAUCGUGUUGGUGGAUGAUGCCAGCGAGAGAGACUUUCUGAAGCGGCAAUUGGAGCAAUACAUGCGGAAAUUGGAGGUGCCCGUUAGGGUGGUACGGAUGGAGCAGCGUUCUGGUCUGAUUCGUGCACGUUUGAAGGGGGCGGCCCUCUCUACAGGUCAGGUGAUUACCUUCCUGGAUGCCCACUGUGAGUGCACCAUUGGUUGGCUGGAGCCUCUACUCUCUCGCAUCAAACUUGACAAGAAAACAGUAGUGUGUCCCAUCAUUGAUGUGAUCAGCGAUGACACAUUCGAAUACAUGGCGGGGUCCGAUAUGACAUAUGGAGGGUUCAACUGGAAGCUGAACUUCCGCUGGUAUCCUGUUCCACAAAGAGAGAUGGACCGCAGAAAAGGAGACAGAACACUGCCUGUCAGGACCCCCACUAUGGCAGGUGGACUCUUCUCCAUAGACAGAGAUUAUUUUCAGGAGAUUGGUACAUAUGAUGCUGGCAUGGACAUUUGGGGAGGAGAGAACUUGGAGAUCUCCUUCAGGAUCUGGCAGUGUGGGGGAACGCUUGAGAUUGUCACGUGUUCUCACGUCGGACAUGUGUUCCGUAAGGCGACUCCAUACACGUUUCCUGGUGGAACUGGGCAGAUCAUCAACAAGAACAACAGACGUCUGGCAGAGGUCUGGAUGGAUGACUUCAAGAACUUCUUCUACAUCAUCUCACCUGGUGUGACCAAGGUGGAUUAUGGCGACAUAUCAUCCAGAACAGCUCUGAGACAGAACCUACAGUGUAAGCCGUUCUCCUGGUACCUUGAAAAUGUCUAUCCAGACUCCCAGAUACCACGCCACUACUACUCCCUGGGAGAGAUCCGUAAUGUGGAGACCAACCAGUGUCUGGAUAACAUGGCCAGGAAAGAGAACGAAAAAGUGGGCAUUUUCAACUGCCACGGCAUGGGCGGCAACCAGGUUUUCUCAUACACGGCCAAUAAAGAGAUCCGAACUGAUGACCUCUGUUUGGAUGUGUCCAAACUCAACGGCCCUGUUAUGAUGCUCAAGUGCCAUCACUUGAAAGGCAACCAGCUCUGGGAGUAUGACCCAAUGAAAUUAAGCCUGGUACAUGUGAACAGUAAUCAGUGUUUGGAUAAGGCAUCUGAAGAUGACAGUCAGGUGCCCAGCGUCAGGGACUGCACUGGGGCCCGCUCACAGCAGUGGCUUCUCCGCAACGUCACACUGCCUGAGAUAUUCUGAGAUCCACACACAAGCACACGGAUGGACAGAUGGACAAACUCUCACACCUGAGCUGGUAGAGAGGAGAUAAGAGAGAGAGAGACUGUUUUACUCUCAGUCGCUGAUGGUCUGCCUUUAAAUGAUAUAAAUGAACAGAACUGCAGCAUUUGUAUAUGAUCUCCCAUCACUCCACCUUGCUGAGGAACAGAACAAAAGAUGGAGAGAAAAAGAGACUAAUUUGUGGAGAGAGAAACUCUCUUUAAUGCUCUUAUCCUCCUCUUUGAGGAGCAGGGGUCAUUUUGGUUAUGUUUACGAGAACGCCUCCCUUUUAGGGUAUCAGUGUGUAUGUUUGUGUGUGUGCGCUGAGAGUGUGUGAGCCAAAUUGUUUUCCCACAGAGGAGUUUCAACCUAUUAUUAGUUUAAUUUAAUUAUUUUUAAAUGCUUUUAGAAAUGAAGGGUAUUUAGCACAUGAAGGAGAAGCUAUCGUGUGUUUGAGUGCAUGUGUGCAUGGUGUUGUGUCCCAUAUCAGGAUGGAUCUGAGGAUGUGGUCUGCUAUCUGUUUGCCCAAGCUCAGAAGCAGGGGCUUCCCUACUGACCAUUGACAAAUGCUGGCAAUGCCAUGACCCGUCUAUCAAUCUUAGUGUCAGAGAGUGGACUACCUUCAAUCAAUGACUGUAUAGAUCUAUAAUCAAUGAACAGGAUGAUGGGACAUUAAAGGGCAUGGUUCAUAUCGUCAUUGUUCAUGUAAAAAAAAUUACACCAGUGGUGGAAGAUACCUUUCAAGAUUUUUGGAUUUUGGAGUGCCACAUAAAAGCACUUUUCACUUUCUUUUAAAUUUUUUUUUUUUAGGACUUUUGUUAUGUUUGUUGUCUGUUUAUUAAAGGUAUGGUGGUUAUUUAAGGUUAAAGGAAUAGUUCACUAAAAAUUACAAUUAUGUAAUUGUCUUCUUGUCUUUGUGUUGUUCCAAACUUGUAUGACUUGUUUUCUUCCAUGGAACACAAGGAGUUGUUUAUGUUAGCUUCAGUCAUCAUUCACUUUUAUUGUAUAGAAGAAGAAAAAAAGAUUCAGGAAAGAAAGGUUUGGAACAACAUAUGGGUGGGUAAAUGAUGAAAUAAAACAAUUUUGGUUGAACUAUUCCUUUAACACAAUUUCAGGACUGUUCCUGAACUCACCCAGAAUUGUUGACUUCCUCUGGGUUUCAGCCCUUUAGUUGAAAUUAGCUGCAUUAACCAUAACCAUAUGGGUUGAUCAGAAAGAAAUGUAUUGUCUUCUGUCAUAUCAUCCAAAAGACAAGUGUCACUGUGUGCACGUGUAGAGGUAAUGACUGAAUUCAACUCUGUCUAUUAUCUUUCUUGUUUACUUUCACUUUAAAUUGUUACUGAUGUAUUUGUCUGUAGAAGAAUUUAUUUUUUAAAUCAGCAAUUGACACAUUUGGCAUCUGAAAUUGACAGUCGGUGCCCAGUGUCAGGGACUAGGACGCACUGGGAGCUGCUCGCCACAUUUUAACUGAUGUGUAAAAACAUAGCCUGAAGAGAUUUACUCUGUGUAAUGUCUUGCAUUUCUGAUUCAUGCAUUUCAGUCUUCUGCUUUUAUUUUUAAAUGGUCUGUCAUUACAAUUUUGUGAAUCCAGACCCUCCAAUCUCUGCUUUCAUAUCAGAGCUGCUCAGCUGAGAUCGAAGGAGGAUGUUUGAAACAUGAAAGUUAACUCAUCUGUUCUGAUUUUUGUUAUGCAGAAUCAGGAAUCAUGCCCUCAAUAACUCUUGACCCUAUCCAAAUGCUUUAACCAAUCUUACUCAUCAUAUACUCGGCACGUUUUUAUUACUGGAUACAUGAAAUCUGCAGAGAGAGAGAGCCAUAUUACUUUCACAUAUCCAGCUGUAUAAUAAUUCUAAAUAAAUUUAAUGAUUCUGAAAAAGAUUCUAAAACAAUUCUAAAUACUUAAUAACAUUUUCAGUUGCAUAGAGGGAGAUGAGCUGAGGAAGAUAGCGUCAAGUAUUUGGACAGGGCCCAAGGACCCUUUGUAGACAUGUCAGUAUGAACAAGUGUGUGUUUAUAUCUGUCAAAGGGAUGUCUUUCAUUCUUUCUUUUUAUUUGUUAGCCUGUUAAGGGUCUGGUCUGCUGAUUUGUGGGUUAGAUUGCCCUGUUUUGAGAUUAUCCACAGGCUGCAGAAAUAAACCACAGAAAGUUUACAGUCUAACUUAUCUUCUGUUAUGUUUGAUGUCUUGUUCAUACUCAUAAU